Messenger RNA from Lentinula edodes (shiitake mushroom), 2201 nucleotides. Its product is annotated as concanavalin A-like lectin/glucanase domain-containing protein. The transcript is spliced from 2 exons. Gene Ontology annotation, molecular function: hydrolase activity, hydrolyzing O-glycosyl compounds. The coding region runs from base 52 to 2166 and encodes 704 amino acids. NCBI's taxonomy places the organism in Eukaryota, Fungi, Basidiomycota, Agaricomycetes, Agaricales, Omphalotaceae. The record is from RefSeq and is a predicted model, not a curated record. Gene Ontology annotation, biological process: carbohydrate metabolic process.
AACAACAACAACGAAAAAGGAAAAGGAUAGCGUGAGAAGAAAGAAGAGAAGAUGGAAGACGACCACCAGCACGAACACGACCAGCAUACAACGCACCGCGACCAGCACACACGAGGAAAGUUUUUCAUGGAGAACACAGGGUCUGAUUCGGAGGUGGAGAGUAUGUCUACGACGAGGGUGGGUAGGAGGAGUGGUACACCUACUACUCCAACUCCAACUGCUACCACAGCUCGUCGACGUAGCUUCCCAAUCCCUAUUCCUCCCGAAACACGAACAACCGAAGGAACCCGAACAACCGCCUCCCCACCCCCACCUCCCUCCUCCUACACCUACCCCUUCCAGCCGUAUCCCUUCCAAGCGUAUCCAGGGAACCCGGAUCCUGGUACUCCGAUUCCAAACACGGGGUACUAUGGGGGAUACUCGAGACGCUCGUCGUCGAUGGAGAGUCUGAGUGUGCGGAGGAGGUCGGGUGGGUUCUCGGAGGAGUCUGCGCAUUCUAAUUCGGGUGUGGGUGUGAAUCCCCCUGCGUCGUUGGGGCAUGGGGAAGAGGAAGUAUUAGGGAGACCCGUGGCGCCGUUCAUGACUAACGGAAGAGGAAGGUCCCCGAGGAACACGUUGUAUAGGAACUCCGCUGCUGCUGCGACGCUGACCACCAAAGGGUCUAGUCAGAACUUGAGCGAAGGGACGACAUCGAGACCGGGGAGUAUGAUAUUCCGAGCCCCGUUUUUGUCUCCUGCAUCGAGGAACUCGUCGACUGUGUGGACUCCGCCUGCGUAUACACCUCAGCAGGCACAUCCACAUUCACAGCAGCAUCAGUCAAUCUCCCCAUCAGGGUCAACCACCGCUCUUUCCUCACUAGUCCGCAAAGGCAAACCCCCUGUCCCCUCCACGUUAUUACCAAACGGCAAACUCACCAACUCCGACAAACCCUGGCUGGGCGCUCCCCACCCCAGAGACCGCCUCGCCAAGAUCCUCACAUACGGAUGUAUCCUCCUCGGACUCGCCGGUGCCGCUCUGCUCUGUUUCUUCGAUCUGCGAGGUCUGGAUUUGUUGGAUGAGUCCCAUCUAUGUGUGGUGUUCGAGGACGAUUUCUCCGGCGACGCGUUGGAUACGGGGAAUUGGAAACGCACGGUUGCACUAGGGGGGUUCGGGAAUGGGGAGUUUGAGAUUAUGACGAAUAAGGAUGAGAAUUUGAAGAUCCAGAAUUCGAACCUCUAUAUUAUUCCGACGUUGACGAGUGCGGAUAUCGGGGGGACGUCAAGUAUCUUUGAUGGAUAUACGUAUGAUUUAGGAGACGCGUGUACGUCUACCAACACUUCCCAAUGUUCCGUUACCUCUUCCUCCAACACCACGUCGGUGAUCCCCCCCGUUCAAAGCUCCAUGAUCUCCACCAAUGGAACACACAGCAUCACCUACGGGCGCGUCCAAGUCCGCGCCAAGCUCCCCCUCGGAGACUGGCUCUGGCCUGCCAUCUGGAUGCUUCCCCAAAACAACACUUACGGCCCAUGGCCUCUCUCCGGUGAAAUCGAUAUCAUGGAAGCACGAGGCAACGCACCCACCUACCCCGCCCAAGGCACGAAUUUCGUGCGUUCCUCCCUCAACUACUCCCCCCUCCCUUCGUCGUUGCUGACGCAGAUCUUUGGAUGGUGGAGUAUGAAACAAGGCGGCUUCGACCGCGGGUUCCACACGUACACUCUCGAGUGGAGUCCCCAGUUCAUACGCAUGUAUGUGGACUCCCGUCUUCAAGCGAUGGUGGAAUUGGAGACCAAGACCCGUUCACAGUCGUUUUGGAGUAAAGGGGGGUACCCUGCUGUUGCGAUGAACGAUGUCGGUGCAGAGGUUCCUGUUACCGACAUCUGGGGGAGUGGGGACGGUUCUACCUCCUCUACUUCCGGUUCCGGUUCCACCGAUGCACCCGACUCCGACGAUAACAACAAUUGGUCCGCACCUUUCAACCAAGAGUUUUAUCUAAUCAUCUCGUUGGCGGCGGGUGGAACGUCCGGGUGGUUCCCGGAUAAUGUCGGGGGGAAACCGUGGGCGGAUGGGGAUCCGGGGGCGAUGAAGGCGUUUGCGGAGGCUCAGGACACAUGGAGCGCCACCUGGCCCACGAGCGAGGACGAUCGCGCGAUGAGGGUUGAUUGGGUUAAGAUGUGGAAGAUGUGUUGAUGUGUUGAGCCUGAGGACGAGGACGAGGACGAGGG